Gryllus bimaculatus (two-spotted cricket) is the source of this 301-nucleotide messenger RNA. The record is from the annotation of a GenBank genome assembly. Lineage: Eukaryota; Metazoa; Arthropoda; Insecta; Orthoptera; Gryllidae.
CGAAUCCAAGCUCAACGAUAUCCUCUUCUAUGACAGUUUCCCAGUAUCCAUGCUGAAGUUCACCCAGAGUACCAGCCAUGAAGAAAUUAUUCAUCUUGGCUGCACUCGUGGGAAGCAUACUAGCCGAGGCAGGAUGGAAUCCAGGUACAACUUAUAUUUACAGCAUAAACAGUAAAUCAUUAUCUACCUUAAAUGAGUUUGGUAAUGAUUAUCAUGGUGUAAUUAUAAAAGGAUAUAUGAAACUUCAGGCAGGGACUGCACCAAAUGUGACUCUCAAUGGACAAGUAAUUACACAUUUCAA